CCUCUCUCACUCAUCGUCGAAGGCAACAUUAAAACCACUAACCACAACAAGUGUCUGCAAUUUCCAAAGGAAACAACCUCGCUCAGGAGGCGCCGCUACUUCCAUCUAAGCUUGCGUAGAAACCAACUUCAUCUUCUUGAACCAGAGAGAUGGCUGCUACCGCUGGAGCUGUCCUAAACGGACUGGGGUCUUCUUUCUUGUGCGGAGGGAAGAGGAACCAAGCCUUGCUGGGAAUUGGAGCUAGUAGAACUGGAAGUUUUCCAGUUGGUACAAGGAAGUUGGUGGUGGUAGCUGCUGCUCAACCAAAAAAGUCAUGGAUCCCUGCUGUUAAAGGUGGUGGCAACUUGGUUGACCCCGAGUGGCUCGAUGGCUCGCUCCCAGGUGACUACGGUUUCGACCCGCUAGGGCUAGGCAAGGACCCAGCAUUCCUCAAAUGGUACAGGGAAGCUGAACUCAUUCACGGUAGGUGGGCUAUGGCUGCCGUGCUGGGUAUCUUUGUUGGCCAAGCUUGGAGCGGCAUCCCCUGGUUCGAGGCUGGUGCUGACCCUGGUGCCAUUGCACCCUUCUCCUUCGGUUCCCUCCUCGGCACCCAACUCAUUCUCAUGGGUUGGGUGGAGAGCAAGCGGUGGGUGGAUUUCUUCAACCCCGAGUCCCAAUCGGUGGAAUGGGCGACACCAUGGUCGAAAACUGCUGAGAAUUUUGCCAACGCAACUGGUGACCAGGGGUACCCUGGCGGCAAGUUCUUUGACCCUUUGGGGUUUGCAGGGACUUUGAAGGAUGGUGUGUACAUUCCUGAUGUGGAGAAGCUUGAGAGACUCAAAGUAGCUGAGAUCAAGCAUGCCAGGCUUGCCAUGGUUGCUAUGUUGAUCUUUUACUUCGAGGCUGGUCAAGGCAAGACUCCUCUGGGUGCUCUUGGAUUGUAAAACCUUUACUUGAUGAUCAUUUUCUGUCAUUAAUGUAGAUACAAAUCUAAUUUUUCCUGCCGAUAAAGUCUAAUUUUUCCGAGCACAACUCACAGAAGUAUGAAACUGACACAAUAAAAUCCAUGCUUAUUUCUCA
Molecule: messenger RNA, 1059 nt
Organism: Populus nigra (black poplar)
Lineage: Eukaryota; Viridiplantae; Streptophyta; Magnoliopsida; Malpighiales; Salicaceae
Product: chlorophyll a-b binding protein CP24 10A, chloroplastic-like
Exons: 2
Coding region: 150-923 (257 amino acids)
Biological process (GO): response to light stimulus; photosynthesis, light harvesting in photosystem I
Cellular component (GO): membrane
Source: RefSeq, a predicted model, not a curated record